This is a messenger RNA of Marasmius oreades (fairy-ring Marasmius), 846 nucleotides long. RefSeq lists its product as uncharacterized. The transcript is spliced from 5 exons. Gene Ontology annotation, molecular function: fatty acyl-CoA hydrolase activity. NCBI's taxonomy places the organism in Eukaryota, Fungi, Basidiomycota, Agaricomycetes, Agaricales, Marasmiaceae. The record is from RefSeq and is a predicted model, not a curated record. Bases 193 to 846 code for a protein of 217 amino acids.
GGAUGCUUCGCUGCUUCCUGCGAGUCAUACAGCUUACAGCUUCUUCGUGAUCGUCCUCCAAUCUCUGUCGCCAAACGUUCUAUUCGGACAAAAAAGGAAGUACAGGGUCCGAUAAUGACCAGUUCCACGGUCAUUCUGGGACUAGGAUUGCGUCUAUCUCAUGAAUAUUAGAAUCGCCAUAAGUACCUUGACAUGUCCCUGAUUGUAAAAGAGUCGCCCCGACGUUUUUUUCCCUCACCCCCCCAUCCUCGAUCCAUGGUUAUGCUUCCUACACGGUCAAACCCUCCCGCAGAGCGUUCCUCAUCUCAGUCUUCCGACAUCGACGUUUCGGAAGUACGAGGAAACAUAUCGGACGAAGGGAAACGUUUGGUACUCAACAUCAUUUCGUACUUUAUUGGUUCUCAAGAAGGAUGUUUUGGCGCGUCCGUGGGCGAACGUCUGAAACUCAUCGAGGCUGAGGUCGUCGCUAAAGACGGCAAGGCUUCUCAAGGCAGAACGGUGUUCGAGAUCAAGAUAGACAAAGAUAUGUGUAACUCGUUCGGAACUUUACAUGGCGCCUGUGCUACGUACUUGGUUGGCCCAUGCACCAUGACCGCUCUCGGUGUCCUGGGAGCUGCAUUGGGAAUCGACGGAACGGGUGUUUCUCAGUCCGUGAAUAUAGUUUGGCACCAGCCUGCCAAAAUGGGAGCAAAACUCCGGGUGAUAUCGACUUCUGUCUUUAUCAAGGGACAUAUCCGGACAUCCCAUUGUGAGCUGUGGGAUAAAGAGAGGGACAUCCUUUAUAUAUCGGCCACCCACUCGACUGUCAAUAACUUCCGUUCUUCUCCCAAUCGAAGCAAGCUGUAA